AUGGCCCGUUUUCAGGGACUUGAUUCGUCCGACCUGUUCCGCUUCGACACCCUUGCCCUACGCGAUGACACCCUGCUCGCUGACGGCACCUCGGCCUCCAAGGUCGAGUACGAUGAGUAUGUCGUCUUCAAGAAGGACAAUGGCAUUUCUUCGGGCAUGAAGACGGACUUGGAGGGCGACCAGGACAUCAGUUUCCAGCUCCAGCACAAGGACGAGGUGCCCGGCUACCACAGCCUCGAUCUCGCCUUUCGUCGAGGGUACUGCAUGGACCACAAUGGAGUCUUUACAAAGGAACCAGCACGGCAUCCAGAGCUGGUACUCGAUGGACGCGUUCGCCGAGUUAUCUGCUUCCGCCGCAACAGGUCUUUCGACCGCCGGGAAGAUGGCAUCACCAUGACCCCCGAAGAUCUGGACGCCAUGGACCUGCACCCGGCCACCCUGCAGUACUCCCGCAGGGUCACCAACGAGUCCCGCUUCUGGUCCCUCGACCGCUCCAAGUUGAGUCUCAUCCUUUCUUUCUCCAACAACCCAAGAACCCCCUACGACUUCCUGUCCUUGACCUACGACGUCCGCAGCCGCACCUCGUCCGUCCUCAUCAGGCAGUCCUAUCAUCCGCGCCAGCACAGCCUUGAGAACCUUGACGAGUACGGCCAGCGCCUCGAGGCCUGCCGCGCCCACUGGGCUCAUCCCUUCAUCACCCCCGUAGUCCUGCUCCAGGUCCAGUUCAUGCGCACCGAGGAGGCCGUCAUGGAGAACAUCGACCAUGUCAAGGCUCUCGAGGUGGCGGUCGGCAGCAUCGCCGGCUUCGAGGCCUUCGAGAUGGAGCGUGAGCGCCGCUCCAAGCUGAUGCGCCGCCUGACCUUUGGCGCCCAAAACGACAAGCCGCCCCAGGUCAACGGGCCCAUGGGCAUGGCGAACUUGAUGAAGAGCGCCCACGAUGUGCUCAAGGAAUCGAUCAAGCUGCUCGACACCGUCCGCUGGAUGGAGAGGGUCGUGAGGCUGAUGCUGCAGGCUGGCGAUGAGCUGGCGGAGCGCAUGUCGACUGGGGAGCUCAAGACCCGUCUCGACAACUUCCACGUCGGUGACACGGACGCCGACCAGCAUUACCAGCAAGAACAGCAGGCCAUGCCAGACGAGCCCCCGACGGGUCCGCCUUCGCGCUCGUCCGCUAGCACACGCCGACGAUCCUUACCCCCCGGCCCCGCCCCCAACCCGCUGGCUGACCCCCUUGGAAAGCACUGGCACGAGAUUCGACAAUACCUCGAGGGGCUACAAAGGAUGUGCAUGGGCCUCGAAACCGAUCGUCGCAUGUCAGAAGCCCGAUGCCGCGCUCAAAUCGAUAUCAUUUACAGUAAGAUGGCCCAAGAAGACAAUGUUCUGAACGCCCGCAUGGCGGUCGCCUCCUCUCGCGACUCAUCCUCCAUGAAGGCCCUCGCCGUUAUCACCGCCGUCUUCCUCCCCGGCGAGUUCCUCGGCACCCUCUUCGGCAUGUCUAUGUUCGACUGGCAGGCCUCGGGCGAGGACGCCGCGGGCGACAGCGCCGCUCAGAAUCCAGAACCCGGCACCGCGACGAACCCCAAGGACCCGGUCCCCGUGCUGAGCCACCUGUUCUGGGUCUACUGGGCGACGGUGAUCCCCCUGACCGUCGCCAUCCUCGUCGCCUGGCGCGCGUGGUGGGUCAACCAGGACCGGUAUUUCCGGCGGCACCUGUCGCGGGAGCUGUCCGAAGAGCGGUACUGGACCGCCGACGGCAAGCCGCGCGAGCUGGAGCACUCGUUCUGGUGGGACUUUUUUUACCUGUCAGUGCGGCGGGAUGAGCGGCCAGCCCAGGUAAGCGACCCGUACAGCAUGCUCGACCUGUCGUCGAGCUUGUCGCAGGACAAGGAGGAGCUGCGGUCGCCGCAGGGCGAGGCGACGACGGUCCGGAGGGGCCAGAUCUCGUUCCUUCGGUCGCAGAGCAUGAGGCAGCGGAACGUCGUGGCCGUGUGA
Messenger RNA from Colletotrichum navitas, 1989 nucleotides. RefSeq lists its product as uncharacterized. The record is from RefSeq and is a predicted model, not a curated record. Lineage: Eukaryota; Fungi; Ascomycota; Sordariomycetes; Glomerellales; Glomerellaceae. The transcript is spliced from 5 exons. The coding region runs from base 1 to 1989 and encodes 662 amino acids.